This is a messenger RNA of Helianthus annuus (common sunflower), 2467 nucleotides long. RefSeq names its product mechanosensitive ion channel protein 2, chloroplastic. The record is from RefSeq and is a predicted model, not a curated record. Gene Ontology annotation, biological process: transmembrane transport. Lineage: Eukaryota; Viridiplantae; Streptophyta; Magnoliopsida; Asterales; Asteraceae. The transcript is spliced from 14 exons. The coding region runs from base 284 to 2185 and encodes 633 amino acids. Gene Ontology annotation, cellular component: membrane.
UUAGUCGAUACCACCUCUCCCUUUCCGCCACGUCAGUGAAUCGUACAACAUCUUUAUCCAAACAGUAGUCAUUCUCUUCUUUGUUUCCUCAACUCAUCGGAAAAAUCUCCUUCAACGCUCUUUCCUCGAAGCUCCACCGUCGCCGGAGAAUCUUCCUUUAAUUCGUCGAAAUCUCUCUCAGAUCUCUCUAUCUGUGUUCGUUACCAGGAUCCAGGUCUAUAUCACACCUUCAUUUUUGGGUGAAUAUUACAUCUUUUGUGUGUGUUUGUACAAUCUAUCCUUGAUGGCUGCAACUGGUUCUUUGCUGUUUUAUCGAGAAUCAGGGAUCAAUAAAAGUUCUAUAUAUAGCAGCCAACCCAAGGGAAAGAGAUAUAUAGGAUACACUCAGUUUUUUCCUGCUACUCUUUCUUCCCAUACCUCGUUACAAGAGGCUUGGAGUGUACAUCUUUUGAGCAUACGGAAGCCAAUAAAACCAGCGCCAACUAGGUGUAAGAUAUUAGUUUGUCGAUCUCUCUUCUCACCAAAUGGUGGAAACCAAAUUCCCAUAUUAAAAACAGCUGCUUCAGUUUUGACAAGGUCAUUUGAAGCUUUCCAUGGCCGGUCUCUUGUAGUGCAGUUGAUUCCAGCUGUUGGAAUAAUUGCUUUUGCUGCAUGGGGUCUUGGACCUUUAUUGCGAGUGUGCAGGGUCCUUUUUCUGCAGAAAAAUGAUAAUAAUUGGGACAAGAGUAAAGAACACCAGGUGAUGACAUCUUAUAUUCAACCUUUAUUGCUUUGGGGCGGUGCUGUACUUAUAUGCAGAGUACUGGAACCGGUUAUCCUACCUUCUGCAUCAAGCCAAGCUGUCAAGCAACGGCUUUUGAAUUUUGUCCGUUCAUUAUCUACAGUAUUGGCAUUUGCAUACUGCUUAUCAAGCUUGAUACAACAAACACAAAAGUUCUUUGCGGAUAAGAAGGACCCCAGCGAUGCAAGAACUAUGGGUUAUGACUUUGCUGGAAAAGCUGUUUAUUCUGCAGUGUGGGUUGCAUCUAUAUCCUUGUUCAUGGAGUUGCUGGGGUUCUCAACUCAGAAAUGGGUCACCGCUGGAGGGCUCGGUACUGUAUUGCUCACACUUGCUGGCCGUGAGAUAUUUACAAAUUUCCUUUCAAGUGUAAUGAUCCAUGCAACAAGACCAUUCGUACUAAGUGAAUGGAUUCAAACAAAAAUCGAUGGGUAUGAAGUCUCCGGUACAGUUGAGCAUGUGGGUUGGUGGUCCCCAACAGUCAUAAGAGGUGAUGAUCGUGAGGCAAUUCACAUCCCUAACCAUAAGUUCACAGUAAAUGUGGUACGGAAUCUGAGCCAAAAAACACAUUGGCGUAUCAAGACCCACCUUGCUAUCAGCCACUUGGAUGUCAACAAAAUCAAUAUUAUUGUGGCUGAUAUGCGAAAGGUUUUGGCCAAAAAUCCUCAAGUGGAGCAGCAAAAGCUACAUAGACGAGUGUUCCUAGACAAUGUUGACCGUGAAAAUCAAGCACUUCUGAUACUGGUUUCUUGCUUUGUGAAAACAUCACAUUUUGAAGAAUAUCUUUGUGUGAAGGAAGCUAUCUUGUUGGAUCUACUUAGAGUGAUCAGCCAUCACCGGGCCCGUCUUGCCACUCCCAUUCGUACGGUCCAGAGAAUCUACCGUGAUGCGGAUAUCGAUAAUGUUCCAUUUUCUGAUGUAUUCACUCAAAACCGAGCAGCUGCAAACCGUCCAUUCUUACUGAUAGAACCUUCUUACAAAGUCACCAGUGACGAUAAAACUAAACCUUCAUCUCGACCGUCCGUCAACCCAGAAGAAAAAGAGGAUAAGCCUGUGACAUCAUCAGAACUCACCACCGAUCCCAUCUCAAAACCCACCUCUGAACCGAAAACCUCAAAUGCCACCACGUCACCACCACAACAACCGCAACCACAACCACAACAACCGGCUCGGUCAGCAUUGGAAGAUAACAUUGUACUAGGUGUGGCUUUAGAGGGAUCAAAACGGAUGCUUCCGAUCGAGGAUGAUGAAAUGGGACCCGACACUUCAUCUGAGUCAAAGGAACUGGCUGGCUGUUUAAAUGGGAAUGGUGGACCAACUCCCGCUGUUGGAAAAGACCAGAAAGAUGAGCAGAGCGGUUCUUUAGCAACCGCGACUAAUGAGCAAAAAGAACAAGAAAAGAGGUAACAAGCUGAUUUUUAGUAGGCUUGAUGUAUUUAUCUCGCAAAAUCCCACGAUUUGUAUAUCAUUGUGGAGCUAGGAGUUUGUUGCAUUGUGUAAAUUGUUAAUUGCUUCGGGUUCUUCUCCCAUGAUCAUGGAGCUGGAACCUGAUCCGUUCGAACUAACAUUGAUAAGUACAAAGUAUUUGAACCAGAAAACAGAAUGUACUUCACGUGUUCAGUUCGGUCUGUAGCUUAACGUGUUAACCAAUGAUUUAUAACCGGACCCAUCAUCGAACCGGUUCAACUG